Messenger RNA from Halichondria panicea, 1685 nucleotides. Its product is annotated as lipid scramblase CLPTM1L-like. The coding region runs from base 1 to 1581 and encodes 526 amino acids. Lineage: Eukaryota; Metazoa; Porifera; Demospongiae; Suberitida; Halichondriidae. The record is from RefSeq and is a predicted model, not a curated record. Gene Ontology annotation, cellular component: membrane; endomembrane system. The transcript has 15 exons.
AUGGCCAUGUGUUCACUGUCUCGAGUUCUAUCAGCGCUAGCUCUUCUGUUCAUCGCCUACAAUGCCUUCAACAUGUACACUAUAUUCUACCCAUCUCAAUGCAGCCGUGGGGACCGCUGUAUCCAUCCAAAGCACCCCCUCAGCUCUCCCAUGGAGCUCUGGGUGUACACUUCCCCUCAUGCCUCCACUCAGUCCAGUGCUCGUGGGAUGAAUCAACUGCUCCACUGGUCCUCCUUCAAUAGGAACAUCUCUCAAGACGAAAGUGUGAAUGUAACGCUGUCCAGCUCCACUCUCAAUAAUGGCUCUCUGUAUGCUCACGUAUUCCUAGGACGCAAGGGAAAGUCCCCUAUGACAUCAAAUGAUGUCACACUCAUGUCUGUGGGUGUGGUUCCGUUAACAAAAUACUCACUCCUUCGCUCGAGUUCAUUCAAUCUUCUCUUUGGAAUCAAGGGGUCAAAGGAAGUGGACCGCGUGGUGUCUCAUUGGAUACCAUCACUCAGUGUGGGUAGUUUGGACGAGGACUUUGUGUUUGACUCCCACAAUACCCCCCCUGAUCUAAUUCCUUACAUAAGACUGACCCCCCACAGUCGACCUCUCAAGUACCUCCCACUACUCUACCUGGACAAGCUCCAAAUAAGACGAAGAGAUUUAAUACCGCUAGGUCCGACCAAUGAGAGUGUCUCGCUGCUGAUCAAGUACACACCUCUACCAGUGGGUAGACUGCGUCUGUAUGGCCUCUUUUCUGGUGCCCUGGACAACAUGCAGCGACUGGGCUUCACAGAGAAGGAGUUUGAAGAUGUGAAGGGAAUUGUUUUGGAUACCAACUUCUACCUGUUUGCUCUCACCAUGCUCAUCUCUGUGUUCCAUUUGCUGUUUGAUUUCUUGGCCUUCAAGAAUGAUAUAGAGUUCUGGCGAGGACGUAAGACUACAGCAGGACUAGCCACUAGCACCAUUGUAUGGCGUGCCUUUAGCCACAGUGUUGUGUUUCUGUAUCUGCUGGAGGAGAAGACAAGUCUGUUAGUGAUUGUUCCCUCAGGCAUAGCCACCAUUAUUGAGUAUUGGAAGGCUCUGAGAGCUUGCAAGACUCGUGUGGUAUGGAAGGGUGUCCUACCAACACUAGAGAGAGGUGUCAAGGUUGGUUCAGAGUUAGAGACAGCAGUGUAUGAUACUCAAGCCAUGAAGAAGCUGUCUUAUCUCCUGUGUCCCCUGGUGCUAGUGGGUGCAGUCUACCAGCUGGUCUACUCCUCUUACAGAAGUUGGUACUCCUGGAUCAUCAACUCUCUGGUGAAUGGAGUGUACACCUUUGGCUUCUUGUUCAUGCUGCCACAACUCUUCCUCAACUAUAAACUCAAGUCAGUGGCUCACCUUCCCUGGAGAGCCUUCAUGUACAAGGCAUUCAACACGUUUAUUGAUGAUGUAUUUGCAUUCAUCAUCGUCAUGCCAACAGCUCAUCGUAUUGCUGUGUUCCGUGAUGACCUCGUGUUUCUUGUCUAUCUCUACCAGCGCUGGCUGUAUCCAGUGGACAAGGCUAGAGUCAAUGAAUUUGGAGAAUCAUUUGAAACUAAGCAACAUCAGGACUAGCAGAUAUAAUGUUAUAUAGCUGAGAUAUUGUUAGUGUUUAUAUUUUCAGGUUGAUUUUUGCACAUUGGAAUUUCAUAAAUUAUGGCAGUAGAAAUAACUAUAAG